AUGUCCCGAGAAAUUGUCGUGUGGGGACAGCGCGCUCAGGGUUCCGCAGACAGCAUAGACAGAGCUGCCGCUGAUCGGGCAGCAACAGAGUAUAGGAAACUGAUAAGGCACUGGGAAGCUGGGGUAGCUGAAAUACUUAAUCUUCAAGGUUUCUCGCGGUUCCUGCUCCCGCCACCAUACACAGAGUUGCAAGCCGCAGCACGCCAUGGCCCAGUUAUCAUCCUCAUUACGAGUCAAUACUCAUGCAGCGCCAUUGUUGUCCCAACGUCAGGAGAGCCCCACCAUGUUCGCUUCCCGCGCAUUACUCUCGCAGAUCUGGAGAAGCUCAAGGACGAUUUCGCCACCGCAAUCCGGCACACGGCUCAUACGCGCCUAGAUAUGCCAAGGAUGAAGUUGCGAGUACUCUUGCGGAUAAUAUGGGACGAGAUAAUGCUACCCGUGGUUAAGGUCCUCCAGCAUGACCUGAAAUUGCGGCCUCAGGGCUCGAAUAUGGCUGUGUCCGACGGCAGCCUUCGCGUCCAUCCCUCGACCCCUUCCGAAUUAAUGCAGAUAACUCUGGGAGGGAGCCAUGCCGACAGGAUCUUUAUAUCUGCUCUUAUACGGCCAUUUUUGAGGGUCUUGACGGCCGAACAUCGAAAGGAGCUUCCGGGGGCCUAA
Molecule: messenger RNA, 657 nt
Organism: Suillus clintonianus
Lineage: Eukaryota; Fungi; Basidiomycota; Agaricomycetes; Boletales; Suillaceae
Exons: 2
Coding region: 1-657 (218 amino acids)
Source: RefSeq, a predicted model, not a curated record